AAUAUUAUUUUUUCUAAUGGAACAAUCCGACUACUAACAAAUGAUAUAGAGAUAAUAAAUAACAAUUCCAAAAAUAUUUAAUUUUUUUGUGAGUAAUUGAACAAUGAACUUGGAAAAUAAUUUAACACUUUUAUGCUUAAGGUUGACGUGAUAAGAAUUUUUUUUCAUCGACUAUCCAAUCCAAAUGAAUGCCGGAAAUUGUUUUGGUUUUAUUACUUGUACAUAUGAUGUAAAACCUAAUAUUGUUAUAAAGAGGAAGAAACUACAAGAGCUAGCAUACUUUACCUUCAAAGACAAAGUUUCAUGAGAGAAAAAAAGGGGAGAAAGAAAGAUGAGUACCCCACAAAAUCAGCUAAGUUUGACCUCCAUGUCUGAAGAGGAAGAAGCAUUUGGUUACGCUUGGUGUUUACGUUCGUCCGACAUGUUGUGUUUUGUCCUGGAUGCUGCCAUCCAGCUUGGUGUCUUCGAAAUCAUAGCAAAAGCAGGCCCUGGUGCACAUCUUUCCUCGUCCGAGAUCGCUUCUCAGCUUCGUGCAAACAACCCUGAGGCGCCUUCCCUUCUGGAUCGCGUGCUACGACUCCUUGCUUGCUACGAUUUAGUUACCUGCGUUACGCGCAACCUUGAUGGAAAUGAAGAUGGUAAUAAUAAGAUUGAGAGGGUCUAUGGACUUGCUCUGCCUGGAAAAGCAUUUGUUCCUGAUGAAAAUAAAGGAUCUUUGGCUGGUUUUACUUUCAGCAAGACCAAGAUAGAAGCCUGCCUAUCCUUGAAAGAUAAGAUUCUUGAUGGUGGGAAUGUGUUUGAGAGACUUUACGGGGUGCAAAUGCCGGUGUACCAAUAUAUGAGCUUAAAUUCAGAAAUGGCGAGGAAAUUUGACAGCACAAUGACUAAUAUUUCAAAGAUUGUUAUGAAGAAAGUGUUGGAUAAGUACCAAGGAUUCCAAGGGAUAACAACAUUGGUAGACGUUGGAGGUGGAUAUGGCAUUACUCUCAGCAUGAUCAUCUCUAUGUACCCUUCCAUUAGGGGCAUUAACUACGACUUGCCUCAUGUAAUACAAGGGGCACCAUCUUUUUGCGGCAUCGAACACAUUGGAGGAGAUAUGUUCUCAAGUGUUCCUAAAGCAGAUGCCAUAAUGAUGAAGGAUGUACUUCACAAUUGGAAUGAUGAACGUUGCUUAAAGGUGUUGAGAAACUGCUACGAGGCAUUGGCGGACAAAGGGAAAGUGAUUGUAGUGAGUUACGUGAUGCAUGAGGAACCACAGGCAAGUAAUGGUGCUAAGUUUGUUUGUCAUAUGGACCUCUUGAUGGCAUUGCAAGAUGGAGCAAAGCAAAGAACAGAAAGCCAAUUCAAGGACUUGUCAAAGGCUGCUGGAUUUUCAAACUUUCAACUUAGCUCUCGUAUUUUCAAUGCAAUUGGUGUCAUGGAAUUCUACAAAUGAUUUUGCUUUAAUUUGUUUUGUUUCUAAUUAAGGUGUUUUGAUGUUAAUCCAGAUUGAAUAAUAGUAUAAUGCAUGGAAAUGGUUCCACAUC
Durio zibethinus is the source of this 1526-nucleotide messenger RNA. Its product is annotated as caffeic acid 3-O-methyltransferase-like. The record is from RefSeq and is a predicted model, not a curated record. Lineage: Eukaryota; Viridiplantae; Streptophyta; Magnoliopsida; Malvales; Malvaceae. Gene Ontology annotation, molecular function: O-methyltransferase activity; protein dimerization activity.